CCUUCCCAUCUGUAAAUACUGAUGCUGGAGAGCAGCAGCAGCAACAGCACCUGGAGAAGAAGAAGAGGAAGAAGAUAAGGAAGAUUUUCUGCUGUCUGCUGCUGAAAGACAAUGAUUCUUCAUAUGCAGUGCUCUCUUUCAUCGAAUCCCCCUAUAGCUAUCAGAACAGGCAGGAGCAGCAACAGUUCUUCAUUCAAGAAGAGGAAUGUUAUGCCAUUCCAAUGUUGGUGCAUCAAAUCUUUGGUGGUCCAUGCUUGCUUUGUCUCUGGACAGAAUGGUGGAAACGGGAAAACCAAUUCUAAAACAAAAUGGGAUAUCCUAGAUGCCUCUACAUCUUCAAGUGUGUCGGAUGUUAAGUCCUUUAAUAUGGACUUAGAGUGUAGUCCUCAGGAGGGGAGCACCAAUUGUCUGAUACUUGGGAGAUGGAAGAAUUCAAAAAUGGCACGUCUUUUGUGGAUACCUAAACAGGCUUUCCCACCUGAAAUCUUUAUAGGAUGUAUAUCAUCAUAUUUCAUAUUCAGAUUGAAAUGGUUAAAUCCAAUGUACACAUUGAUCAGGAUGGUUCAGAAAUUGUUUCCAUAUGUUCAUGGAGCUUUUGAUGUUACAAGCUUGCCUUUUGCUUGUAUAUCUAACUCUAUGAAUAAACCUGUACCUCUUCGAUUGGAUGUGUCCUUCCCAUCAUUUCAAGAUGCUAAAUGGAGCAUUGCAAGGUUACUUUAUCUAUUCAACAUACAACUUGAACGGAACAUAGCAUUGUUUCUAAUAGCAUUGCUUGCAGCAUGCUUCUCAUUUGUUAUCAUUGGAGGUGUCCUCUUCUAUAAGUACAGGAACAGUAGUAAUCAAUCCCUUGAAGACUGUUUUUGGGAAGCUUGGGCGUGCCUUUGUUCAUCAUCCACGCACUUAAAACAAAGAACACGUGUUGAACGUAUUAUUGGCUUUGUCCUUGCUAUUUGGGGGAUCUUAUUUUAUACCCGCUUGUUGAGUACAAUGACAGAACAAUUUAGAAAUAAUGUGCAAAAAAUCAGAGAAGGAGCACAAUUGCAAGUUAUGGAAGCAGAUCAUAUUGUCAUCUGCGGAGUAAAUAGCCAUCUGACAUUCAUACUCAAGCAGCUAAAUAAGUAUCAUGAGUUUGCAGUCCGUCUAGGUACUGCUACUGCCAGGAAGCAAAGAAUUCUUCUGUUGUCCGACCUUCCCAGGAAGCAGAUAGAAAAGCUGGCUGAUAGUAUCGCCAGAGAUCUAAACCAUAUUGAUGUUCUCACAAAAAGUUGUAGCCUCAGCAUGACAAAAUCCUUUGAAAGAGCAGCAGCCAGUAAGGCCCGUGCCAUUAUUAUAUUGCCUGCAAAGAGUGAUAGGUACGAAGUUGACACAGAUGCAUUCCUCUCUGUAUUAGCCCUACAACCUAUCCCUACAAUGGCAUCCAUCCCAACCAUUGUUGAGGUUGCAAACACCAGUACAUGUGAGCUUUUGAAAUCAAUCUCAGGCUUGAAGGUGGAACCAGUUGAAAAUGUUGCUUCCAAGUUAUUUGUCCAGUGCUCUCGGCAAAAGGGGCUAAUAAAAAUCUACAGACAUCUGCUUAAUUAUCAGAAAGAUGUAUUCAACCUUCACAACUUUCCUAAUCUAGCAGGAUUAAAGUAUAAGAAUGUAAGACGCGGAUUUCAAGAGGCAGUGGUUUGUGGUAUUUAUAGAUGUGGUAAGGUAUACUUCCAUCCAAAUGAUGACGAAGUACUAGAGCAAACGGACAAGUUGUUAUUUAUUGCACCUGUUUAUGGGAAAAGAAAGCCACAGGUUUCAUUUUCAGAUGUUCAAAAAGAAGAAAAUUAUACUUCCCAAGAUGAGGAACUUCUUAAAAACAAUGUUUCAUCUACCUAUCAAUCCAUUGAGUUGAAAAGAACACAGAUCAUUAGGCGUCCUUCAAAGUCGAGCUCAAAGAAUUCUGAUUGGACUCUAGGACCAAAGGAAUGCAUACUUAUGCUUGGAUGGCGCCCAAAUGUUAAUGAGAUGAUUCAAGAAUAUGAUAAUUAUCUUGGACCUGGCAGUCGAUUGGAAAUACUAUCAGAUGCUCCUCUGAAAGAUAGAGAAAACCUUCUUGGUGUAAAUCAACUGAAAAAUAUUCAAGUUUCCCAUACGAUAGGAAAUCCUCUGAACUAUGACAUCUUGAAGGAAUCCAUAUUGAAUAUACAAAAUUCUCUCGAGGAGAUCCCUCUAUCUAUUGUUGUAAUAUCUGACAGAGAGUGGCUUUCUGGAGAUCCAUCCAGAGCAGACAAACAUUCAGCGUAUGUUCUUUUGCUUGCUGAAAGCAUUUGCAACAAAUAUGGUGUUAAGGUGGAAAACCUGGUCGCAGAAAUUGUUGAUACGAAGUUGGGAAAACAAAUCGCAAAAAUAAAGCCAUCUCUAACAUAUAUUGGUGCAGAGGAAGUUAUGAGCCUUGUAACAGCUCAUGUGGCGGAGAACUGUGAGCUGAAUGAGGUGUGGAAGGACAUUCUCAAUGCAGAGGGAGAUGAAAUAUAUAUAAAGGAAUCUAAAACAUGGAAAAUUGUAAUGAUCGUUUGGUAGAAUUCACCCUUCUUUUUUUUUUUUUCCUUUUUUUUCUUUUUUUGCUAUCCUAACAACAGAAAUCGUCACAUCAAAGGAAGACUAUUCCUUUACCAUUGUUUGGCAUGGAACUCAUGGUUUCCAAACAUAGCCUUGGGUGUUUUGUCAAAACAAUUUCCAUGUUGAAUGAAAUUGAUUUUCCUGAAAUUGCAAAAGAGGCCUAGAUUAGUAUUCCAUGUUUACAAGCCGUGCAAACUAUGGCCAAGCCACUGGCUGCCGAAAUUGGAGCCUAAAUGCAGUAUGCUAUGUCCUUUAAUCAUUUAGGUGGGAAUUCUACCAAGAGUAAUGCAACUACAGUUCACUUGGACUUAGCUAUUUUUCCUAAUUGCAAACUCUGUUAGGGAGAGUUUGGAAGCACAUUAGAAUCACAUUGCUAGCUGAUAUGUUUUGAGGCCAACCCCAACUGAAAGGACGGAUGUUUGGGGGACAGGGUAAUGGAAUCUGCAUUUGACGGACUAUCAAAUUUCCUCAUUUUCUGCUAGAAAUUCAAUGUUCUGCUUGUUUCAAGUAGGACAUGAGACGAUGGAACUAUUGGUUUGGUGGAAUUGAGCUCCCAAAUGGAUUUCAAGAUACCCAAAGUCACUGUCCUAAUUGUCGCGAAUUGAGAUAUGGCCUAUGAUAUGAUCCUCACUAACAUUUUUAUGUUAUCUAAGACAGAACUGACAAUGUUCUGAAUUUUAUUUAAAGGCCACAGUAAUGUGUUGU
Molecule: messenger RNA, 3297 nt
Organism: Magnolia sinica
Lineage: Eukaryota; Viridiplantae; Streptophyta; Magnoliopsida; Magnoliales; Magnoliaceae
Product: putative ion channel POLLUX-like 2
Exons: 23
Coding region: 112-2553 (813 amino acids)
Biological process (GO): monoatomic ion transport
Source: RefSeq, a predicted model, not a curated record